AUGGCAUCAACAGAGAGAACUUCUAUCGAUAAUAAUAAUACUUCAUCCUCAUCUAAUCAUAACGAUGAAAAGAAAACAUCAUCAAAUCAUGAUAAAGAAUCAGGUUUUGAGUGCAAUAUUUGUCUAGAAACAGCUCAUAAUGCUGUUUUAUCUCUUUGUGGUCAUUUAUUUUGUUGGCCAUGUAUUCAUCAAUGGUUAGAAACACGUGCACAUAAUCCAACAUGUCCAGUAUGUAAAAGUAGUAUAUCACGUGAAAAAUUAAUUCCAAUCUAUGGACGAAAUGCUCCUCAAACUGAUCCACGAGAUACUAUACCACCAAGACCAGCUGGUACAAGACAAGAAGCUCGUCAAAAUCGAAGUUUUGGAUUUGGUGAAGGUGUUAAUUUUCAAAUGUCAUUUGGUGUUGGUGCUUUUCCAUUUGGUCUAUUUCAAACAACAUUUACAACCAAUAAUGCAAAUCAUUUUUAUGAUCCACCACCACCUGGUACACCUGAACGAUAUCAACAUGAAUUAUUAUCACGUGUAUUUCUUGGCAUUGCAUUAGCCGUGAUUUUAUUUAUUAUAUUUAAUUGA
Molecule: messenger RNA, 573 nt
Organism: Rotaria sp. Silwood2
Lineage: Eukaryota; Metazoa; Rotifera; Eurotatoria; Philodinida; Philodinidae
Source: the annotation of a GenBank genome assembly